UGAACAACCUGAAACAUAUUUGUUCUGUAACAAUGGCUGAUAGAGCAGAGGGAGACACACUUAUUUUCUUUGUAAAUGGCAAAAAGGUAACUGAACAGAAAGCAGACCCGGCAGUGAUGCUGUUGCCUUACCUGAGGAACAAAUUGCAGCUGACCGGAACAAAAUAUGGCUGUGGAGAGGGCGGCUGCGGGUCUUGCACUGUGAUGAUAUCAACUAUCCAUCCAGUCUCCAGGAAAAUCAUACAUUAUUCAGCAAAUGCCUGUCUGAUACCCAUAUGUGCUGUGCAUGGUAUGGCUAUCACAACAGUGGAGGGGAUUGGAAGCACAACCACAAGGUUACACCCUGUGCAGGAGAGGAUUGCUAAAGCCCAUGGCUCUCAGUGCGGGUUCUGCACACCUGGGAUUGUGAUGUCCAUGUAUUCCUUACUGAGGAACCACCCAGAGCCCACCAUGGAGCAGAUAUAUGAUACUCUGGGAGGAAACUUGUGCCGGUGUACUGGAUACAGAGCAAUAGCUGAUGGCUGCAGGACCUUCUGUAAGGAAACUAACUGUUGUCAACGUCAAAAGAAUGUGUGCAAUGACUAUCUUGAAGAUUGUCCUCAGGAAAACAAUGCAUCAAACCUCUUGUUUAACAAAGAUGAUUUUCUGCCUUUGGAUCCAUCCCAGGAAUUUAUAUUCCCACCUGAAUUAAUUUUGAUUGCUGAGAAACAACAACCAAAAACCUUGGUAUUUUAUGGACAGAACAUUAAAUGGAUUACACCUUUCAGCUUGGAUGAACUUUUACAAUUGAGAGCCCACUAUCCAAAGGCCCCAUUAGUGGUGGGAAAUACCAACAUUGGGAUAUCAGUAGGAGGAGCCUGCAGUCUCUCUGUGCUUAACGAUACAUUAAAGGAAGCCAUUUCCAAUAUCCCACUGGAAAAGACCAAAACAUUUUGUGCACUCCUCAAGCAGCUGAAAACGCUAGCAGGACGGCAGAUCCGGAACGUGGCUUCCUUAGGUGGUCAUUUAAUUAGCAAGCACUCAACCUCUGAUCUAAACCCAGUACUAGCAGCAAGCAACGCUACUCCUUAAUUUUCUGUCCAAAGUUUCUUUUUAUUGUCUCCAGGAGGAGUCCGGCAGAUCCCUUGCAAUGCUGCCUUCUUUGAAGGGACAGAAAAUGCAUCCUGUCUCCAGUCAGAUGAAGUCCUAUUGUCUGUGUUCAUUCCUUAUUCUCAAAAGUGGGAGUUCGUGUCAGUUUUCAGACAAGCACAGAGACAGGUUAAUUCUGCUUCUAUUGUUGUGGCCGGGAUGAGGGUCCUUUUCCAUAUGAAUACAGACAUUAUCAAGGACAUCAACUUGUUCUUUGGAGGCAUAGGAACAAGCACUGUGUGUGCAAAGAAAACAAGAGAUGUGAUCAUUGGAAGGCACUGGGACGAGGGGAUGCUGAGCGAAGCCUGCAGACUGGUCUUGGAAGAGGUUUCUCUCCCUCCCACAGCUCCUGAGGGAAAGGUGGAAUACAGGAGAACUUUGACUGUCAGUUUCCUUUUUAAAUUCUACCUCCAAGUCUCUGAAGGUCUUAAAUACAGUUCCUUGGAGCAAGAAACCUCAGAGCUAUGUGAAAGUGAUAACAACAUCCAGAGCAAGUCUUCAAAGUAUAUGCAGACAUACCAGAAAGUGACAAAUAAACAGCCACUUGAGGACACCAUUGGACGGCCCAUAAUGCACCAGACAGCCAUGAUGCAAGCUACUGGGGAGGCUGUAUACUGUGACGAUAUGACUUUCAUUGAUGGAGAGCUAUCACUGGCUAUAGUGACCAGUUCUCGGGCUCAUGCCAAGAUUGUAUCUCUGGACCUAGCAGAAGCAAUGGAUAUGCCUGGGGUUUUUGACAUUGUAACUGCAAAAGAUAUUCCUGAAACCAAUAACUUUAAAUUUCAUUACUGGCCAGAGCAGUUAUUUGCAGAAAAUAAGGUGAUUUGUGUUGGGCAAAUUAUCUGUGCUGUGAUGGCUGAUACUUAUGAUCAUGCGAAGAAAGCAGCAGAGAAAGUGAAAGUUGUAUAUGAAGAUGUAGAACCUGCAAUUAUCACUAUUAAGGAUGCCAUAAAACAAAAAUCCUUCUACAGUCCAGAAAUUAAAUUACACCAUGGGAAUGUUGAUGAAGGUUUUAAAACUGCUGAUCACAUCCUCCAAGGUGAAAUCUACAUAGGAGGACAAGAGCAUUUCUACUUAGAGACUCAAAGCAUGCAAGUUGUCCCUAGCAAAAACUGCAUGGAAAUGGAUAUUUAUGUGGCAUCACAGGAUCCAUCUUAUGUACAGGGACUUGUGGCAUCAACUUUGGGCAUGCCCUCUAAUAGGGUGAAGUGCCAUGUUAAGAGGAUCGGAGGUGCUUUCGGGGGCAAAAUCGUGAAGACCGCUUACCUUGCAGCAAUUACAGCUGUAGCAGCUAAGAAAACCAAGCGACCUGUUCGCUGCAUCUUGGAACGAAGUGACGAUAUGUUAAUAAAAGGCGGUCGGCAUCCCUACCUUGCGAUUUACAAAGUGGGAUUUAUGAAUGAUGGUAGAGUUGUUGCGGCUGAUCUCACGUAUUACAGCAAUGGCGGGUGCUCAGCGACCGAGUCCAUCUUUAUCAUGGAGAUUUCAGUGCUACAAGCAAAUAAUGCCUACAGUAUCCCAAAUUUAAGAUGCCAUGGGAUAGUUUGCAAGACAAAUCUGCCAGCCAACAUCUCCUUUCGUGGGUUUGGAUUUCCUCAGAGUGGGCUGAUAACAGAGACUUGGAUUGGAGAAGUUGCCACCAAAUGCAAGAUACCACCAGAAAAGAUUCGAGAGAUCAACAUGUACAGAAAUGUGAUUGUAACUCCUUACAAGCAGGAAUUUGACACAAGCAAUCUAAUAAGAUGCUGGAACGAAUGCCAAGAAAGAGCAUGUUACGAGGAAAGGAAGAAUGUGAUCACUGUGUACAACAAGCAGAAUUACUGGACCAAAAGAGGAAUUUCCUUAAUCCCGUUGAACUUUCCAGUUUCCUACAUAAUGGCUUAUCAGAAUCAGGCAGCCGCUUUAGUUCAUAUUUACGUAGAUGGAUCUGUGCUUGUAUCACAUGGCGGCACUGAGAUGGGCCAAGGCAUCCACACUAAGAUGCUGCAGAUUGCUAGCCGUGAACUGGGCAUUCCCCUCUCCCAUAUACACAUUUGUGAGACCAGCACUACCACUGUACCGAACACCAUUGCUACAGCUGCUACCGUUGGGACUGAUUCCAAUGGACAGGCAGUGAAGGAUGCUUGUCAAAAACUUCUGCAACGUCUUAAGCCCAUUAUCAACAGAAAUCCAGGAGGCACAUGGGAAAGCUGGAUCAAAGAAGCAUUUAAACAGAGAAUUAGUCUUUCGGCAACUGGAUUUUUCAGAGGUUACGAAACUAACAUGGACUGGGAGAAAGGUGAGGGUCACCCUUUCCAGUAUUGUGUAUUUGGAGCUGCUUGUGCAGAAGUGGAAGUGGACUGUUUAACUGGGGCACAUAAGAACAUUAGAGCAGACAUUGUCAUGGAUAUUGGCUGCAGUCUUAACCCAGCAUUAGACGUGGGUCAGAUUGAAGGAGGUUUUGUCCAGGGCAUUGGACUCUUCACAUCGGAGGAGCUGAAAUAUUCUCCAGGAGGUGAACUUUACACAAGGGGAUCUGAUCAGUACAAGAUCCCCUCAAUAUGUGAUAUCCCUCAAGAGUUCAAUGUGUCAUUGUUGGCUUCAUCCCAAGAAUCUUACACAAUAUAUUCAUCUAAGGGUGUAGGGGAACCAUCACUUUUCCUGGGAUGUUCUGUGUAUUUUGCUAUAAAGGAUGCACUGAUCUCUGCUCGAAGAGAGAGAGGACUCUCUGACUCUUUUACUUUAAACAGUCCUGCAACUCCAGAGAGGAUUAGGAUGGCAUGUGAUGACCAAUUCACUAAUAUGAUUCCAAAAGAAGAUCCUGAUUCUUUUGUUCCAUGGGCUGCAGAUGUGUAAAAAGAUUUUGACACAUACAAGAGAAAAGUUUGAAGAGUCAUUUUCAACUACUUAAACUAAUAAGAACACAUAUAUUAAAAAGGACCUUUUAUGAAUAAUCAGUGUGUGGAAAAUUACUGGAUUAAUUAAAUUAAUUUAGAAUUUUACUUUGAUAUGUACAAUUUUCAGUUUUGCACAAGUAAUUGGCGAAAUAAUCUUUUCUGUGAUUAUCAUAUUCUGUACAAAUACAACAUUUUGAAAUGCUCUAAAUAUUCACUUGCUCUAAUUACAAAUGUUCUAUACAGCAGUUGAAGAAGUAAAUAUGUUCCUGCGGUUUGUGUAUUGAGUUACUUAGGAUAGUUCCACUCACAAAAAGACUAUUUCAUUAUCUGUUCUAAAGCUUUUAAUAAAAAAUGCCUAUUUUGGGCCUUUCAAUCUGAAAAAAGGACAAAUAUAAUUCAGAAGUAAUUGUUACAUUUCAUAUUACUUCAAUAAACAUGUUUGCAAAGUA
This is a messenger RNA of Bombina bombina (fire-bellied toad), 4452 nucleotides long. RefSeq names its product aldehyde oxidase 1-like. The record is from RefSeq and is a predicted model, not a curated record. The transcript is spliced from 34 exons. Gene Ontology annotation, molecular function: FAD binding; molybdopterin cofactor binding; oxidoreductase activity. Lineage: Eukaryota; Metazoa; Chordata; Amphibia; Anura; Bombinatoridae.